CCGUCAGAAACCAAUUCUUGGUCAACCCCACCCACCCACCACCCCUUCUUCUCGAUACAUCAUGGGCUGCGCACAUUCGACUCCUGGCGGCGCGGAUCAAUUCACGAAUUGGACGGAGUCCGAUGCCACCAACGUGUCGCCGUGUCCGUUUCUGAACGCAUUUGCCAACCACGGCCUCCUCCCUCGCACGGGUAUCACGGUGGACAACAUCAAGAGCGCGCUCACGAUCUUCCAAGUCGACGAAGCGUUGCAAAAGUUGUUUACGGGGUCGGCCAUCACAUCGUUGGGUUCAGUCGCCGCCGCCAAAGAAGAAGGCGCCGCGGAUGAUGCCGAAGCGCCCAAGACGCUGUCGUUGUCCAGCCUGGGCCAGCACAACGCGAUGGAGCACGACGCGUCCUUGACCCGCCUUGACGCCGGACUCGGCGAUUCCGUCAAGCUCGACUCGGCGCUGCUGGACCAACUGGUGGCGCUGUCCGCCGACGGCCAAUACAUCACCAAGGCGCACAUCGGCCACUUCCGCGCCAUCCGCGAAGAGCACAGCAAGGCCAAUAAUGACGCGUUUGUGUUUGAUGCCAAGCAGCAGUUUCUCGCGUACGCCGAGGCGGCGCUCCUGCUCCUCGCCCUCCGCGAUUCGACCGGCAACAUCAAAGUGGACUGGCUCAAGCUCGUGUUUGAACAGGAAAAGCUGCCGCUCGAACUCGGGUGGGAAGUCCGCCCCAUCACGGCGGACGAAGUGCUGGGGCUCGCGAGUGAAUUGCGAGGCGGUGACCCGUUCGACAAGUCUGUGUUUGACCAGUUCAAUUAGCUGCAUGCUCCAACAAGGACUUCGAGCUGGCCACAACGACUGACUGGCCAGUAUAUAAUACGUUAACAAGACAUUGUUUAAGCACAA
This is a messenger RNA of Aphanomyces astaci, 892 nucleotides long. RefSeq lists its product as hypothetical. Lineage: Eukaryota; Oomycota; Saprolegniomycetes; Saprolegniales; Verrucalvaceae. The transcript is spliced from 2 exons. The coding region runs from base 62 to 805 and encodes 247 amino acids. The record is from RefSeq and is a predicted model, not a curated record. Gene Ontology annotation, molecular function: peroxidase activity.